AUGGCCACCCCCAGUGUCCUGGCCUUUGACGCUGAGGGUCGUGCCAUUGACUUUGCGGUCUGGGUCGAGGACCUGCAGCUGUACUUGCAGUGCGAUUCAGUAGAUGACAUCUCUCUCUUUGACUUUGCCUCUGGCGCUGUCCCUGCCCCUCCUGCUGAUGCUGUCCCCACUAUUCGCUCCAAGUGGGCCACACGCGAUGCUGCUGCACGUCUUGCUGUGCGUCGCCACCUCCCUUCCUCCGAGCGUGCCCACUUUAGUCAGUGCAAGACCGCUCAGGCCUUGUACGACGCUGUAGUUGCGCACUACUCCUCCCCUUCCACUGCUACACUGAGCCGCCUCAUGCUACCGUACCUCUUCCCUGACCUUGCUGCCUUUCCCACAGUCACUGACCUCUUUACCCACCUUCGCGCUAGUGACACUCGCUACCGAGCUGCGCUUCCUGCUGCCUUCCUCGCCGAAAACCCCCCUCCCAUGUACAUCACCCUCUACUUUCUAGUCACCCGUCUCCCUGAGUCCCUUCGUGCUGUUAGGGACCAGUUUCUCUCUGUCUGUCCCACCACCCUCACUGUUGACCUCCUCGAGAAGUCCCUGCUAGCGGCCGAGAAGAGCAUAGUCGCUGUAGGGGUCUCUCGUGGUGACCCGCGCACCCCCAUCUUUGAGGGGUGUUCUCCUUCCCCCCUGUUACCCUCUGUCGCCUCUGCUGCUGCGACCGACCUCGUUGGUUUAGAGUCGGUCGGUGCGGCGUCUGCCCCCAGCGGUAGGCGCCGCUCUGGCAGGAGCAAGGGGGGCAAGGGAGCGGGUGGAGCUAGCGGGGGCGGUGGCGGAGGAGGUGGGGGCGGCGGGGGGAGUGGGGGUGGCGGUGGGGGUGGAGGCGGGAGUGGAGGUACUGGUGGCGGCAGUGGAGGCGGAGGUGGCGGCGGAGGUGGUGGCGGAGGUGGCAGUGGGAGCGGCGGGGGCGAGGGUGGCGGUGGCGGCGGUGGCGGUGGCGGCGGUGGCGGCGGAGGCGGGGGUGGCGGUGGUGGAGGUGGUCGGAGUGGCUCGUCCCAGAGGAGCAGCACUGGGGGUGGUCAGCGCCAGCAGCAGCAGCGCUCUCGCGACGUCCCCGCCCCUCAGCAACUCCGUGAGUGGUACUCGCAGCGUCAGCGUGGUGGGGCGUUCGGUCCCUGCACCUACGUCCUUCGCAACGGCGACCGCGCGGGUGAGCAGUGUGGGGGCACCCACACCGCUCGCCGCUGCUUUGCCCGCUUGACCGACGCUUGGCGCCAGCAGUUUCCGGAGGCCUCUGAGAUCCCCCGCUGGGGAGAGCUGUCUAGGGCUGGUGUAGAUGUUUUUAAUCUUGACUUUGAUGCUAUCCUUGCUGCCAUGUAUGCUGUGACUUUUAGUGAUGAUGGUGACUGUUACCGGUGUUUCCCGCCCGACCCGGGCAUUGGUACUGCUGCGUCAGGUGCCAGUGAGGCUGCUGCUCUAGGUGCCAGUGCCUCUGUGCUCUCAGGUACUAGUGAGUCUGCCCUCUCAGGUACUGUGUCGGCUUCUGCCUCUCACACCUUCACCCUUGACUCUGGGGCGUCUCGCUCCUUCUUUCGGGACCGCACCACUCUCACGCCGCUUAGUCGGCCUGUUGCGAUUUCCGUGGCUGACCCCUCUGGGGGUCCUGUCCUGUCUCGUUUUUCCACAGUCCUCCCGUGUCCGGCGGCUCCCUCUGGCACCCUGACUGGUCUUUACCUCCCCUCGUUCUCUACGAACCUGGUGAGUGGUGCUGACCUACAGGAUGUGGGUGUCCACCAGUUCACUCCUGCUUGUCAGCGGGUGACACACUGCACAGAGGCUAGCACAGGUCGCCACCUGGCUACGUUUACACGUCAGCCAGGGUCGAGCCUGUACACACUGACCACUGCUUCUCCUCCCGGUGCUGAGUCUGGUAGAGUCCCUUCGUCUGGUCAGGUGUUUGCUGCAGUGUCCAGGUCUGGUCCUGAGUCUGCCCCCUGUUCGUGUCGCCGUCUGUCUCACGAGAUUCUCCUCUGGCACCACCGCCUUGGCCACCCCUCUCUGCUUCGGCUCAGAGGCAUGGCCUCCCGUCGUCUUGUGUCUGGUCUUCCCCGGUCCCUCCCUCCCCUUCCUCAGGGCCCUGGCCCUGCCUGUGUCCCCUGUGUCGAGGGGCGCCAGCGUGCUGCCCCUCACUCCUCCCAGUUUCCUCCGACAGAGGCUCCGUUGCAGACACUUCACAUGGACGUGUGGGGCCCUGCCAGCGUCCGUGGACUCGGUCACGAGCGCUACUUCCUGUUGGUGGUUGACGACUACUCGCGUUACACCACAGUCUUCCCUUUGCGCAGCAAGGGUGAUGUCACUGAGGUGCUGAUCGACUGGAUCCGCGCAGCUCGUCUCCAGCUCAGGCUGAGCUUUGGCUCGGACUUUCCUGUGUUGCGUCUGCACUCGGACAGAGGCGGAGAGUUCUCCUCUGGCCUUCUGCGUGCCUUCUGUCGUGCGCGAGGCAUCCGCCAGACCUUCACGCUUCCGGACUCACCGCAGCAAAAUGGGAUUGCUGAGCGCCGCAUUGGCAUGGUCAUGGACGUCGCUCGUACGUCUAUGAUGCAUGUGGCUGCCCCCCAUAUUCUGUGGCCGUUUGCGGUCAGGUACGCGGCGCAUCAGAUCAACCUCCACCCUAGGGUCUCCAGGCCGGAGACCUCCCCAGCCCUGCUGUGGACGGGGAAGGUUGGCGAUGCGUCGGCGUUCCGGGUCUGGGGAUCUCGGGCGUUUGUCCGCGACUUGUCUGCGGACAAGCUGUCCCCUCGCGCUGCUCCCUGCGUCUUCCUGGGGUUCCCCCCCGACGCCCCUGGGUGGCAGUUCUACCACCCCACCUCUCGACGUGUUCUGUCCUCCCAGGACGUCACGUUCGACGAGUCGGUACCCUACUACCGCCUCUUCCCCUACCGCACUCCGUCCCUCCCCCCGCCCCCGCUCUUCUUGGUACCAGGUCCCCCACCGGUAGACCCCCUCCCCCCUCAGGGUCCUGCCCCUUCAGGUGUGUCCCAGGUAGACGCGGUCAAGCCUGUCGAGGUCACUGGUGACUCUGGUGCUGUCGCGGGAGCUGAGCCUGGGGGUGCUGGGACUGGAGGUGCUACGCUUGGGGGUGCUGAGCCUCGGGGUGCGGAGUCUGGAGGUGCUGAGCCUGGGGGUACUGAGCCUGGGGGUGCUGCGCUUGGGGGUAUUGAGUCUGGGGGUGCUGAGCCUGGGGGUGCUGGGCCUGGGGGUGCUGAGCCUGGGGGUGCUGAGACUGGGGGUGCUCCGCCUGGAGGUGCUUUGCCUGAGAGUGCUGAGCCUGGAGGUUCUUCGCCUGGAGGUUCUCCGCCUGGAGGUGCUUCGUCUCGCCGAGAGCCACUCUCUCCACGGGAGUUACGUGAGUGGUUUGCCCAGCGCUGGAGGCGUGCUGCUGGUGCUGGAGGUUCUUCGACUGCAGAGGGUGCUGCUGCCGCGCGUCCCGGAGGUGCUCGUACUGGGGGUGCUGGAGCUGCUGGGCCUGAUGGUUCUCCUGGAGCUGGUGCUGCUGAGGGUGCUGCUGGAGCGGGUACUCCUGCUGGGGGUACUGGUGCUGUCCCUGCUGUUUCUGGCGUCGCCACGCGGCCCCGACCGUACUUCGUUCCGCUCCUGCAGCAGGUUCUUGGUCUUACACCUUCUCCUGGUCCUCCUCCUCCUCCCUUAGAGGGUCUACAGCCUGUCCAGUCCCAGACACAGCUACAGCCUGCCACCCCUUUGCCUGCUCCUUCUCCCUACGCUGGUCCGACUGGAGGUCUUACUGAGCGUAAUGAGCCUGCGUCUCGUCCUGCGUCGCCUGGCCGCGGUUCGCGUCAGCGUCCUCCUCCUGACCCUUGCACGCACCAGAUGUCUCUGCGUCCGUCCACUGCUCCUCUGCGUGCUCCUUUGCCUUCUCCUCCUGCUUCCUCUCUUCCUGCUCUUGCCGACCCGGAGUCGGACUCUCUUCGUGCUGCCAGUCCUACUGUCACGCGUCUCCUUGCUACUGCUGUCACUGACCCUUCUUUCGAGUCUUCUGCUGCGUCUGCCCUUGUCACUGAGCUCGUCGACUUUGCUGCGCGCUGUCGUCUAGACUACGCUGCUAGUCUUGUCGCUGAGUCUGAGUUUGCCUGUCCUCAGUCCGUCGGGGGUGAGUGUGCCCUUGGCACGGACGUCCUUGAGGACAGGCAGGAGGAGUUCCAGUGUCUGGCCGCCGCUUCACCUCAUCUCGCGUCUGUACUGCUAGCCCCUGAGGGAGACCCGGAUGCACUUGACAUCCCGACGCCGCGCUCUUACGCGGAGGCGAUAGAGGGUCCCUACUCCUCUCAGUGGCAGGCAGCUAUGGAUGCAGAGAUGGCUUCCUGGAAGUCCACAGGCACCUACGUUGACGCUGUUCCCCCUCCUGGGGCGAACAUAGUCAGUGGCAUGUGGAUCUUCAGGGUGAAGCGGCCGCCGGGUUCUCCGCCUGUCUUCAAGGCGCGUUACGUGGCUCGUGGCCUCAGUCAGCGGCAGGAAGUUGACUACCUUCAGACCUUCUCCCCCACCCCGAAGAUGACCACUCUUCGGGUACUGCUGCACGUUGCUGCUCACCGUGACUACGAGCUGCACUCUCUCGACUUCAGCACAGCUUUCUUGCAGGGCAGCCUGCACGAGGAGAUCUGGCUGCGUCGCCCACCUGGCUUCACUGGGUCUUUCCCUCCUGGUACCCAGUGGAGUCUCCGGCGUCCAGUCUACGGUCUCCGCCAGGCGCCACGUGAGUGGCACGACACACUAAGGACUACGCUGGCGGCACUCGGGUUUGCUCCUUCUAGUGCCGACCCGUCGCUGUUUCUACGCACCGACACCUCUCUGCCGCCGUUCUACAUCUUCGUGUACGUCGACGACUUGGUCUUUGCCACAGCGGACACUGCUGGACUCGCCUACGUGAAGUCCGAGCUGCAGAAGAGACACAUGUGCACUGACCUGGGUGAACUGCUUAGCUACCUUGGCUUUCAGAUCACCCGGGACAGAGCACGCCGCACCAUUACCCUGACUCAGUCACACAUGGUGCAGCAGGUCCUUCAGCGCUUCGGCUUCACGUACUCCUCGCCUCAGGCCACUCCUCUGUCUACUCGCCACUCGCUCUCAGCUCUGCCUUCGGAUGAGUCCGUAGAGUCAAGUGGCCCGUAUGCAGAGCUUGUUGGCUGCCUCAUGUACCUGAUGACCUGCACACGACCUGACCUUGCAUACCCUCUUAGCAUUCUCGCACGCUAUGUUGCUCCUGGGAGACACCGACCAGAGCACAUGGCUGCAGCGAAGAGGGUGUUGCGCUACUUGUGCAGUACGUCGGGCAUGGGGCUAGUGCUUGGAGGGCGCAGUCCAGUGGUCCUCAUUGGGCACGCGGACGCUUCUUGGGCUGACGACCAGGCUACGCAGCGGUCGUCAAAGGGUUACACCUUCAGCCUUGGUUCCGGCUCUGUUUCGUGGCGGGCUACCCGCUCGUCUUCUGUUCUCGGCUCCAGUUGUGAGGCUGAGAUCUACGCCGGGGCUAUAGCUGCACAGUAG
Closterium sp. NIES-65 is the source of this 5550-nucleotide messenger RNA. The record is from the annotation of a GenBank genome assembly. Lineage: Eukaryota; Viridiplantae; Streptophyta; Zygnematophyceae; Desmidiales; Closteriaceae.